AUGACGCAAGCCAGCAGCAGCAGCACCAGCAGCCCUCGACUUGCCCACAGGAAGUGCAAAUGCAACACCAUGAACGCAAAUCUGUCGCUUAUUGCAGCGUUUAUCAAUUUUAUCGUCAUUUGUUUUGCAGACAGUCUCAGUCCCGAGAUGCAGAUAUACUGGGAGAACCACAUGGUCCAGCCGUACUUCGAUAACACGAGCAAGCGGGAGGUGACGGCCAUCGCCGGACAAACCUGCCAGCUGCACUGUCGUGUGAAAAGCCUCGGCGACCGGGCGGUUUCCUGGAUUCGCAAGCGUGACCUGCACAUCCUGACAGUCGGCAUCCUAACCUACACCAACGAUCAGCGGUUCCAGUCGCUGCACGUGGACGGUAGCGACGAGUGGACGCUCCGCAUCACGUCCCCGCAGGCGCGCGACUCGGGCGUCUACGAGUGUCAGGUAUCGACGGAGCCCAAAAUCAGUCAAGCGUUUCGGGUCAACGUUGUCGUAUCGAAGGCAAACAUCCUGGGCAACGCGGAACUGUUCGUCAAGAGCGGCAGCGACAUCAACCUGACCUGCGUCGCAUUACAGUCACCCCAGCCGCCGUCGUUUAUCUACUGGUACAAAGGUGGCCGCGUGAUCAACUACUCCCAACGAGGCGGCAUCAGCGUCCUGACGGAGCAGCAAACCCGCACCAGCCGGCUGCUCAUAGCCCGGGCGUCUCCGGCCGACUCCGGCAACUAUACCUGCGCUCCGAGCAAUUCCGACUCGGCCAGUGUCGUGGUGCACGUCAUCAAAGGAGAGCAUCCGGCGGCCAUGCAGCACGGAAUAAACGGCGCUAACGUGGACUAUUCAUCAACAUAUAUAGUUGCAGCGAUAUUAGCGGCGUGCAUCCAGCUUCUGCGGACCUCGGCGUCGGGGUCGGCGUCAGCUGCGGUACGGCCAGUCCGAUAG
Messenger RNA from Anopheles cruzii, 933 nucleotides. RefSeq names its product basement membrane-specific heparan sulfate proteoglycan core protein-like. Bases 1 to 933 code for a protein of 310 amino acids. NCBI's taxonomy places the organism in Eukaryota, Metazoa, Arthropoda, Insecta, Diptera, Culicidae. Gene Ontology annotation, biological process: synapse organization. The record is from RefSeq and is a predicted model, not a curated record. The transcript has 6 exons. Gene Ontology annotation, cellular component: neuron projection membrane.